UAGGGUGACCACAGACACUCACAGUAUGCCUCAAAUGACCGUGACAAGGCUCUAAAUAGGUGACACAUAUAAGCGACUGAUCAGUAUGAAUUGGAUCUACGUGGUCGUGAGGAGCAAGAUCAUUUCAAUUUUGAGAUCGACUACACUUUGAGAAAGUUUCGUGACAAGAUGAAGGAGCGAAAAAAAAUUGCAUUCAUCCACCUCGACCUUGGCAUUGGGGGAGCAGAGCAGCUGAUUGUGCAUGCUGCGCGGGGUCUAAAGCGCGCGGGACACGACGUGGUGAUCUACACGUCGUUCUUUGAUCCAGGACGAUGCUUCCCGGGACUAGAGCUUUACAACGGCAGCCUUGAUGGUCUAGCAUCAGAGGACAAUCGAAGGAGCGUGGCUGCACAAGAUGACAACGUGAUAGUCCCAGUGGUUUUACGUGGCACUUGGAUACCUCGGACGCUAUUUGGCGCGUGCACCAUUCUUUGCAGUGUGCUGCGCAUGUUGUGGCUCUCAUUCUGUCUGCCACGUGGCGAGUUCGACGUGAUAGUAAACGAUCAAGUGAGCAACAUCAACCCCUGGCUGCGACCAAAAGCAAGGGAAAAGUUACUAUUUUUUAUGGCGAUCAAAAACACUGCAACAUUUUAUUCAUAGUAGGGAAGAGAUCUUGGAGAAAUGUAACUAAACUUGGCUAAUUCUGAUUCUCAGUGUCUAAUUUUGUAGUUUGUUACUUUCUAAUUCUGAUUGCCACUUUCCGGAUCUAUUGCUGUGCGUCGCGCGGGGAUCGCGGCUGAAAAGACUCUAUCGAGCUAUGUUUGAUGCGUGGGAGCGACGCACGAUGGCUCAGUGUGACGUAUUGUGCGUGAAUUCAGUUUUCACACGAGAUGUAUUUGCGCAGACUUUUCCAGAGGAGUUCGCAAAAACAAGCAAUGACAUCGUCGACAAAAGUAUUGAUGAGCCCGAACAGCCGCUACAGCUCCAUGUUCUGUAUCCACCCGUAGAUCUCGCGGAAGUAGCUCAGCAUCGACCUUCACCAGGGAGUACAUUAAGGCAUUGCCAGCGAUAGUCCAUCUCCGUGUUGUCGUUUCCCCGUUGAAGCAGUUCAAUGCGACGGGAAAGCUUCUUUGACAAUGGACUAGAAGAGGUAGCUACAAGCACAGCAGACGCGCAAGCACGACCGGGUAAAAUUUCGCUCGACCUGCAGCCUGGACGCUUUCUGGUUUCCUUGAACCGUUUCGAGCGAAAAAAACAGGUCGAGCUUGCUCUUGACGCGUUUUCAAUUCUCGUGAAAAAGAAUCAGAAUGAAACUUCUGCUGGCGCCGUGCGCCUUGUGAUUGCUGGAGGCUACGACGUGCGGGUGCAGGAAAACGUGGACUACUUCCGUGAGCUCCAGGACCGUGCAGUAAAGCUUGGGAUCCACAAAAAGGUGCUUUUUAUGCGCAGUGUGUCGGCGGCUGUGCGAUGGUGGCUUCUCGGGAACGCAUCGGCCCUAGUCUACACACCGUUUAAUGAACAUUUUGGAAUUGUGCCAGUAGAGGCGAUGGCCCUGGGCACGUGCGUCGUGGCGAGUAUGCAGCAUUCUUAUUUCUUCGAUUAAUGAUUCUGAACAAGAUAAAAGGUGACGAAGAUAGAAACAAAAAUACUUAGAAGUUGGGAUGAUUGAGACCACCCUCUUUUUCAGUUGCAACAAGUGUGAUUCUAGUACUCCUUCUUGUUGCGUUGGUAGUGAUCAGAAUUUUCUGUGGACACAGGUGACUCGGGUGGUCCACGUGAAAGUGUUGCAGACGUAGGAGGAUUUUUAGUUGACCACCAUGCGGCAGGCUUUUAUGAAGGCAUGGAGCGUGCACUUUUUAUGUCGGCUCCGGAACGCGAAGCUCUGGGUAAGCGUGCUAUUCAGAGGGUGGAACAAAAAUUUUCUCUAGAAGCUUUUGCGACUAAUUUGGAACGCCUCGUGACAGAAAAAGUAGAGAACAAGCGGUGUACCCGGACAGUUGGUGCAUCACAUCAAAUUUCUAAACAGACAGACAAAAAGCGAGAUUGAGUUAAUCAGACUUCUGCACUAGAAGUUUACCUUUUCCGCGCAACGUGGACUAGUCAGUGUGAAUCACGCUCUUCACCAUCAACGCAAACGCUUCUGCAUGUUUUCUUCCUGGACGGAAUCCUUUAUUCGGAUUUCGGAUUCC
Messenger RNA from Amoebophrya sp. A25, 2168 nucleotides. NCBI's taxonomy places the organism in Eukaryota, Dinophyceae, Syndiniales, Amoebophryaceae. The record is from the annotation of a GenBank genome assembly.